AUGGCCGCCAUGUCAGCCGCUGCUGCCACCAACCCCAACUCCCUCCUCAAGUCCAACACCCAAAUCAACGCCUUCCCCACUACCCUUUCCCGCUCAUUUACCGCCGCUACCACUACUGUAAACAAGCGCAUCACAUGCUCAUCCACCACCUUUCAAACUCCGGCAGCCACCACCGGCGUCACCUCCCCAGAUCGCGUGUUCAACUUUGCUGCCGGUCCCGCCAUCCUUCCUGAGAACGUCCUCCUCAAGGCCCAAUCGGAGCUCUACAACUGGCGGGGAUCUGGCAUGUCUGUCAUGGAGAUGAGCCAUCGAGGCAAAGAAUUUCUCUCGAUCAUUCAGAAGGCCGAGUCAGAUCUCCGGACCCUGCUCAAUAUUCCGGAGAAUUACUACGUCCUCUUCCUCCAAGGUGGCGCCACCACCCAAUUCGCCGCCGUCCCCCUCAAUCUCUGCAACCCGGAUGACCCCGUCGAUUACAUCGUCACAGGCUCCUGGGGAGACAAGGCCUCAAAAGAAGCCUCCAAAUACUGCAAGCCCAAGACCAUUUGGAGCGGGAAAUCUGAGAAAUACGUCAAUAUCCCCAGCUUUGGCGCCCUUGAGCAAACGCCCGAAGCCAAAUACUUGCACAUUUGUGCUAACGAAACCAUUCACGGGGUCGAAUUCAAGGAUUAUCCAGUUCCGAAUAAUGAAAAUUCGUUGCUUGUAGCUGAUAUGUCAUCCAAUUUUUGCUCCAAGCCAGUGGAUGUGAGUAAAUUUGGGGUGAUCUACGCCGGAGCCCAGAAAAAUGUCGGUCCAUCUGGGGUUACAAUUGUGAUAAUAAGAUCGGAUUUGAUUGGAAAUGCGCAGCCAGAUACUCCUGUAAUGCUGGAUUACAAGAUCCACGCUGAGAAUAAUUCACUGUACAAUACGCCCCCUUGCUUCGGCAUUUAUAUGUGUGGACUUGUGUUCGAGGAUCUCAUUGCUCAGGGUGGAUUAAGCGAGGUGGAGAAGAAGAAUGUGAAGAAGGCACAGAGUUUGUAUGACACCAUUGACGGGAGCAAAGGGUUCUUUAGGUGUCCAGUGGAAAAAAGCGUGAGGUCAUUGAUGAAUGUUCCAUUUACAUUGGCAAAGCCGGAGUUGGAAGCGGAGUUUGUGAAAGAAGCAGCCAAGGAGAAGAUGAUACAGCUGAAGGGGCAUAGGUCGGUUGGCGGCAUGAGAGCUUCAAUAUACAAUGCUAUGCCCUUGGCUGGGGUUGAGAAAUUGGUUGCAUUCAUGAAGGAAUUCCAGGCAAGGCAUGGUGUUUAG
This is a messenger RNA of Fraxinus pennsylvanica, 1281 nucleotides long. The record is from the annotation of a GenBank genome assembly. Lineage: Eukaryota; Viridiplantae; Streptophyta; Magnoliopsida; Lamiales; Oleaceae.